Molecule: messenger RNA, 189 nt
Organism: Prunus armeniaca (apricot)
Lineage: Eukaryota; Viridiplantae; Streptophyta; Magnoliopsida; Rosales; Rosaceae
Source: the annotation of a GenBank genome assembly
AUGAGGGCUUCCACUCUUAGUUUGCUGUUUUUCUUCCUUUUCUUUCCUCUUCCUUGGCUGAAUCUGAUGAAAGGAAAGGUGGUGCAAAUGUAUGCUGGUCCAAGGGAUGCUUCUGACAGCAUGCAGGAUGGUAUUCAUCGGUUCUUUGGAUGUCUCUGGCUUGGGACUGGUUUCCAGCAGCUUACUUAA